Molecule: messenger RNA, 2726 nt
Organism: Chlorocebus sabaeus (green monkey)
Lineage: Eukaryota; Metazoa; Chordata; Mammalia; Primates; Cercopithecidae
Gene: ARL6IP6
Product: ARF like GTPase 6 interacting protein 6
Source: RefSeq, a predicted model, not a curated record
GUGCUCGAGGCGGAGGGGAGGGGGCGGGGAAGGCGAAAGGAGGGGUUCCGAGGAGAGGGUUCGAGCUCGGUACGCACCAGGUGGAGAGCGCGCGCCUGGGCGGAGGAGGAAGGAGGCGUGUCGAGUAGCGUGAGGGAAGUUGUGGUGCGGGUGGGGAGAACUACACUAAAGGGAGAUGGGGUGAGCAGUGAAAGCACCGCGAAAGUACCAGGCAGAGAGCUGCCCUUUCUUAAUGGGGGAACCUGGAGAAGAGUGUGAGCGUAAAGGGGAAGAAGGCAGAAGGCAAAUAGGUUCGGGAGUGUGUCGGAAGGCGCGAGCGGGCGCUAGGACCCGGCAUCGAAAAGAUGCGGCUUUGGGGCUGUCGAGUCGCGCGCUCCCGUUGGUGACGGGGCAGUGGCGGAGGUCUCCGGCAGGGAUGAAGCGCCGCAGGGAGUGGAUACUCGGCCGCCUUUAGCUUCCGCCCACUUCUCGCUGCGCGCUUUCCUGCUCCCCCUUCCGGCUACAGCCCUGGGGUCGAGCUCUGGUCCAAGCGCAUCCCACCUCUCCUCCGGCCCUACGACUUCCUUUGCAACCCGCCGCCCAACCUUGCUCUCCGUGGUUUACCCCUGGGUUCUGAGACAUGGUGGUAGCGGCCACGGCCGCGGAUUGGCUGUUGCGGACCCGGGGCGGGGCAGGUGGAAGAGGCUCAUACUCCGCGGGUUUCGCUGUGUUUCGCGCCAUGUCGUUAGCGGAGAGCGGGUGGCGGUCGGCUGUGCGGCGGCGCCGUCCCGGGACCCCGGGCCCUGUGGCUGGGCCAACAUAUUCCUCCUUUACUCAGGGGGACAGUUGGGGUGAAGGCGAAGUCGACGAGGAGGAGGGAUGCGACCAAGUGGCCCGCGACCUGCGGGCGGAGUUCUCGGCUGGGGCGUGGUCAGAGCCCAGAAAGGGCUCGCUGCUCCCGCCGGACGGGGACGGGUCGCCUGUCCUGCCAGAUAAGCGCAAUGGUAUCUUUCCCGCGGCCGCGGGCAGCAGAACCCAGCCUCGGCGGUGGCCGGUCCAGGUUCUUUCUAUUCUCUGCUCGCUGCUCUUCGCCAUCCUUCUCGCCUUCCUUCUCGCCAUCGCCUACUUGAUCGUUAAAGAGUUGCAUGCUGACAAUUUGAAAAAUGAAGAUGUUAUAGACACUGGAUUAUUAGGAUUCUGGACUCUACUUAUAAUAUCCCUAACUGCUGGAUUCUCCUGUUGCAGCUUUUCUUGGACAGUGACUUACUUUGAUUCUUUUGAACCAGGAAUGUUUCCUCCUACUCCUCUUUCACCUGCCAGGUUCAAGAAACUGACUGGACAUUCUUUCCACAUGGGCUAUAGCAUGGCGAUUUUGAAUGGCAUCGUAGCUGCUCUUACUGUAGCAUGGUGCCUCAUGUAAACCCACACUGGAGCAAUAUUGUUGGCAAAACUUAAUCAUGAUUGUUUUCUAAUAACAAGAAGGAGCAUCAUUGUCUACUCAGAAGACUGAGAAACCUGCUGUUCAUUAUGUAGUUCAGAUAUUUAUCACAAUCAUCAUCAUUGUGGAAGACCUUUUAAAGCAUUGUUUUAGAAUGUCUGAGUAUUAAGAUACAGAUUAAUUGGCAAUAUCUGAGUAUUAAGUACUUUCUUCAGAGUAUAAGAUGUUUACCUCAUCUUUUUACUUUUGUGUGUGUAGUUCUUUCAAGUUGUAGAAAACAUUUAAAUGUAAUUUAAACUCAAAAAACUUGAAUACAGUAAGGACAAUGCUUGCCUUUUCAUGUAUGUACUACAUUUUUUGCUAAGAAAUACUGAUAUUUCUGUUUAGUUAAGGUAGAAAUACUUCUUAUUUAUACAUUUAGGAAAGCAAAUAAUGCCUACUACUCCGACUUUCAUAGAAGCUACUUUUAAAUCAGAAUAUUUAAUUUUUGAUAUUCAUAUAAUUAAUAGAAGUUGCAUUUAUAUUUUUAUGGGGCAUAGUUCCUUAUGUGUUUUUUAAUGUAUUUUCAUACUACACAUUGAAUUUGUAUGUUUUUAAAAUUAUUACAUCUAGACAACUGUAAAUACUUUUCUAGCUAGUGCAAACCUAGUACCUGCCAUUUUUACUAAUUUUUUGUUUAAAAAAAGCAAAAAAGCACAUUGACCUAAGUUUAAAAUUAAAUAAGUUUAUUUUUAACAAAAAAUGCCUGAAAACAGGUAAAUUAUUUAAGUCAUUAAAAUAUUGAGAAAUUUGAAAUUUUUACUAUUUCUAUUUCCACAAUUCCAAAUAUUUAUCUUGGUGUAUAUAUUGUUCUUUAACAGAACUUGCAUUAUUUUGUUUUUAAUAAAUAUAAACAUGAAAUUUUUGUAUGUGAGAAUGAUUGAACUAGUUUGUUCUUAAUCUCAAAAAUUUAGUUACCAAAGUAGAAGAGGUGUGUUGAUACUAGAUAUUAAAAACUACAUAUAGUUCAUAUAAUUUUAUAAUUUUCCUCUUUAAAUGCGCUUUUGUAAUUGUGAUGUUUUGUUUUCUAAGUAAUGAAGCCUUAAUUUUUCCCCUCUGUUAUUAAACACCUUUGAUAUUUAGAAAGUUACCUCAAUUUUAGAAAGAUGGGCUAUUUCCAAAGCUGUUUUCCCUGGCCAUAGGAAAACUUACAAUAAGAAAGCAUUGUGUAGUCAGACUGCUUAUUCAGGCUAAGUGGGAAUGAAUUUGUGCAGUGUGUUCCCUUAUUAUCUACUGAAUGUUCUUACUGACUAAACAAGAUUUCUAAAAG